Messenger RNA from Chenopodium quinoa (quinoa), 1068 nucleotides. RefSeq lists its product as uncharacterized. Bases 1 to 1068 code for a protein of 355 amino acids. The transcript is spliced from 2 exons. NCBI's taxonomy places the organism in Eukaryota, Viridiplantae, Streptophyta, Magnoliopsida, Caryophyllales, Amaranthaceae. Gene Ontology annotation, molecular function: nucleic acid binding; RNA-DNA hybrid ribonuclease activity. The record is from RefSeq and is a predicted model, not a curated record.
AUGGCUUGGGAUUAUGAACGGCUGCAAGUUCAUUUUAAUGAAAGAGAUUUAAAAGGCAUUCUUGCAAUCCCUUUAAGCUCAAGAACUCCACCAGAUGAAUUGACACGGGCCUUCUCAAAAAACGGCAUGUACAAUGUGAAGACAGCCUACAUGCUUGGUAAGGGUUGCAACCUUGAUGACUUCCACCGUGCUUGGGUUGACAUAUGGAAGGCGAAUGUAAUCCCGAAAGCUCGUAAUUUUCUGUGGCGGCUAUGUACAAACACGAUCCCUGUUCGUUGGCUCUUAAAGCACCGUCACCUUAUGGAAAUUGACUUGUGCCCAUGGUGUGAAUGUGAAGCCGAAACCUGGCAGCAUGCUUUCUUUGAGUGCGAGCGAAUCAAGAAUCUCUGGGUCAAGUUGGGCAGUGCAGAGAUGAGAAAAGAUGUGGGCUCUUUAUCUCCAUGUGACCUGAUUGAAAGUUGGAAGGAUGUGGAGAAAGAAGUCAUGAUCCGAGCCAGGGUAUUGAGAUGGGUCGAGGAAAGUACCAACUUAUCCAAAGCCUCCAACAGAGCUGCUGCUGUCAGUCUUUGCUCAAGCCCGAAAAGAUGGACUCCCCCUCCUAUUGGGACCAUCAAGAUUAAUGCAGAUGCAUCUGUAAUGAGUGAUGGCUGGGUUGGGUUGGGAGUGGUUGCGAGGAACGAUAAGGGGGCAGUUUUGUUUGCAGCAUCGAGAAGGAUUCGCGCAUGGUGGUCGAUCGAAAUAGCUGAGGCGAAGGCAGUCGUUUGGGCAAUAAGCUUCGGCUCCAAGUUUGGAUAUAGCAAUGCAGUAAUUGAGUCAGAUUGUCAAGCCAUUAUCACAAGACUUACGAAGGAGGCAAUGUAUAGCACUGAUUUGGACUUGGUGUUAGGCGAUGCAAUGGCACAGAGCACUCCCUACGGUAGCAUACAACGGAGUCAUGUGAGACGGGAAGGCAAUACGGUAGCCCAUAACCUUGCAAAUUUCAUUCCUUUCGAUUUUGAGCAAAUUUGGGAAAACUUUGUUCCCCCUAAUGUAGCCCCAUAUGUACUUAUGAAUGCUAUUGGCAUUUAA